Molecule: messenger RNA, 366 nt
Organism: Stegastes partitus (bicolor damselfish)
Lineage: Eukaryota; Metazoa; Chordata; Actinopteri; Pomacentridae
Product: eukaryotic translation initiation factor 4E type 2-like
Exons: 2
Biological process (GO): translational initiation
Cellular component (GO): eukaryotic translation initiation factor 4F complex; cytoplasm
Molecular function (GO): translation initiation factor activity; RNA 7-methylguanosine cap binding
Source: RefSeq, a predicted model, not a curated record
UCCUGUCUGUCUGUCUGUGUCCAGGUGGAGCAGUUCUGGAGGUUCUACAGUCACCUGGUCAGACCAGGUGACCUGAGUGGACACAGUGACUUUCACCUGUUCAAGGAGGGAAUCAAACCCAUGUGGGAGGACGAGUCCAACCGCAGCGGAGGGAAGUGGAUCAUCCGUCUACGUAAAGGUCUGGCCAGUCGCUUCUGGGAGAACAUCAUCCUGGCCAUGCUGGGAGAGCAGUUCAUGGUGGGAGAGGAGAUCUGUGGAGCCGUGGUGUCCAUACGCUUCCAGGUACUGCUGCUGCUACUGCACUACUACUACUACUACUACAGUACUACUACUACUACUACUGCAGUACUACUACUACUGCAGUAA